This is a messenger RNA of Nymphaea colorata (pocket water lily), 2759 nucleotides long. Its product is annotated as pentatricopeptide repeat-containing protein At5g66520-like. The record is from RefSeq and is a predicted model, not a curated record. Gene Ontology annotation, biological process: RNA modification. The transcript is spliced from 2 exons. Bases 514 to 2073 code for a protein of 519 amino acids. Gene Ontology annotation, molecular function: protein binding; RNA binding. Lineage: Eukaryota; Viridiplantae; Streptophyta; Magnoliopsida; Nymphaeales; Nymphaeaceae.
UCCAGAGUCAUUCACUCAUGACAGUCGAUCGUUGUGAGAUUUCUGUUCAAAAGAAAAAUGAAUAGUAAUUUUAUCCAGAGUCAUCCAGCUCCAUGGCAUUGGCAUCUGAUCUGACGAAUGAUUGAGAGAAAAUGAUGAACAGUUUUAUCAUGUGUAACGCCUUCAUAAAUACGUUGGAUGAUUCUAGACAACCAAUCACUAUUCAAGUCAGGGAGGGAGUGAGAUGCCCUGACCGGCUGACCCCCAAGAAUGGAAGGAGGCCGUGCGGGGAGACGACGGCCGCAGUGGAAAGCGUCUGAAGGGGAAGGGAGCGGGAAAUGCCAUUGGUGGCGGCGGCAGUGAGGGUGGUGGAGGAAGAAUCAGGGCGUUUGGAUAACGGAAGGAGGCAUUCCGAUUGUGGGGCGAGAGAGAGAGAGAGAGAUUCAAACAGUGGAUGGAAUCCAACAACUGCAUGGAGGGUGCUGCAGCGCGCCGUGGACUGGGGUGCGGCUGGUAGUGGGAGACGAAGACGACAUGGGAAGAGGAUGCACCCGUCGCCAUCAUCACCCCUUGAGCCCAAGAAUGUUGCAGCAAGAAUUAUUUCUGUUGCUCUCUCAUAAUUGCACCACCAUGAGAGAACUCGCUCAAAUACAUGCUCAGAUUUUUCUGAACGGUUUUUCCCAUAAGAAAUUCCUGCUAGCAAAGCUUGUAUCUUUCUGUGCCACCUCCCCCUCCGGAGACGUCCUUUACGCUUACCACGCCUUCAGACAGGUUGACAACCCAAGCACGCUGCUGUGGAACCAGAUGAUCAGAGGCUUCUCCGGAAGUGGCAGCCCCAAGAGGUCGUUCGCCCUGCUCAACGAGAUGCAAGGGCAAGAAAGAAAAGCGAGCAAGCCCGACUCCUUCACUUUCUGCUUUCUUCUCAACGCGUGCCGAUCCCCCUCUUCUGUAAGAUGUGCCCAGCAGAUACACGGCAAAGUCCUUCGCAAUGGCCUCGUCUCUGAUGCCCAUGUGAAGGCGAACCUCCUCAAUGCUUAUUGUGAGGGCAGGGAUCUUGCCAGCGCGCGCCUUAUGUUUGACGAAAUGCCUGAACGAUGCACGAUUGACUGGAAUAUCAUGGUCCGGGGCUACAUCAAGUGCGGAAAUCCGGAUGCCGCGAGGAGCUUGUUUGUCGAAAUGCCGGAGAGGAGCAUCAUCUCCUGGACGACCAUGAUCUCGGGCUGUGCACAGUCGGGAAGGUGCAAGGAAGCGCUAAUAUUGUUCCACCAAAUGCAGAGGAGCUGGGGAGUGGAGAUUGAUCAAGUCGUGUUGGUGAGCGUCCUGUCUGCGUGUGCCGAACUAGGUGCCCUGGACUUAGGUAGAUGGGUGCAUACAUACGCGGACAGGAUGGGCUUUGUGCGAAAUGUCUCGCUUGGCAAUGCCUUGGUUCACAUGUACUCCAAAUGCGGGCUCAUCGACAUGGCAUACCGGGUGUUCAGGAACAUAACUGGGAGAACUGUCGUGUCUUGGACGGCCAUGAUCAAUGGUUUCGCGAUGAAUGGUCGAAGUGAGGAAGCCUUGAACACCUUCCAUUGCAUGCAAGCAGCAGGAGUGAAGCCAGAUGGCGUUACCUUUAUCGCGGUGCUGGGAGCGUGUGCGCAUGCAGGAUCGGUUAAACGAGGUUGGGAUCUGUUCAAAUCCAUGACUCGUGCUUACGGCAUCGAACCGCAAGCAUUGCAUUACGGCUGCAUGGUCGAUCUGCUUGGGCGCGCGGGCCACCUUGACGAAGCCCAGAAGCUGAUGGAGUCGAUGCCCUUUGGUCCGAAUGAUGUUGUCUGGGGUGCUUUGCUUGCCGGUUGCAGGACCCACGAGGACGUAAAGCGUGCAGAGCUGGCGGCCGCUCGGCUUGUGGAGAUGGAACCAGAAAAUGCUGCCAGCUGCCUGGUCCUCAUGGCCAACACAUUUGCAGCAGCUCAACGGUGGGACGACCUGGUCCGACUGCGUAACCUGAUGGACAUGAGGGGAAGAAGGAAGCCGCCAGGGUGCAGUUGGAUAGAGGUCGACGACUCGAGCUACGGGGGCACAACUGAAGGCACCAUGAUUGAUGAGGUUUAGCCUUGGCAAAAUCUGCAGGCUAUGUGCCGGAUACGCCACCAGUGUUGCCAGACGUUGAUGAUGAAGAAAAGGAGAAUAUUCAUCAACAAGCACGGCGAAAAAGAAAAUGGCGUUUGGAUUGGUCAGAACUCCUCGUGGCACGACAAUUCGGAUUGCCCACAACCUUCGUAUCUGCAAUAAAUGUCAUUCCAUGGCAAAGAUAAUAUAUGAACCAUGCAAUUUGGAUGGGAAUUGCUUUCAUUAUGCACGUGCAAGGAUUGCAUGUGAAGUGUUGAAAACUUUGGGCAUGGAGAAAGAAAAGAAUCAACGCCAUCUGCUGGGUGACUUGACGGUGCUGGGUCCUGGCGUUAAGCCCCAAUCAAAGAUACAAGUUGUCCGGCUGCUGCAUCUCCUCCCCCCCAAUGCUGAUUUCUUCCUGGAAUCGGAACCCGGAUGCGUAACCUGCUGUCUCAGAUAUAUGAUAAUAUAAUAUUGCUCCAUUUUUGAAGUCAGGUCUGGUAAAAAUAUCCAAAUCCAAUUAUUGAUCGGAUUCAAAAUCGACAUGCAAUUUUGUAGUUCUAUCUGAAUCUAAGUCCAAUAUCCAACUGAGAUCUGAUAAAGAUGUGACUCAGUUACAUUACAUACAGAUGCCGAAUCUUAUGUUAGUCUAAUUUGAAUUCAGUUUGGAAUAAGUAGUAUCCAAAUCC